AUAUGGAUAGGAAAUUUUAAAAGGAUAGAUACCUUAUAAGCAGUUCAAACUUAGCUCAUCUCUCAUUUUCCUCUUUGUUAGUCUCAAGUUUCAAUAAAUUAAAUUAAGCUUGGUGGUACUCCAGCACUUGGGAGUCUGAGUCAGGAUUAUGAGUUCUAAGCCAGCCUGUUCCACAUAGUAAAACCUUUUUUUUUUUUAAUUAUAUAAUGAGUUGCUCUUGAUACCACCAUCUCCCCUGCUCCUCCCUACAUUGUCUCCCACUCAGUACAUUGUUUUCUUCUUUCUCUUUGCUUCAUUCAUCAUUUUCUCUUUUGCUGUUAUUUUCCCUCAAGUGCAGAGAAAUGAGACAGUUAUACUAUUUUGUUCACUGUCAACAAUCCAUUCUCAUUUUAUCAUUUUGCUUUUCAUUUCAAUCUCCACCCAUGUUCCAUCUCUCCUCCCUUUAGGUGAAUGACUAAUGUGUUUGAUAUAUGUCCAUGAAUAUACAUGUAUCUUUAAAUAAUAUAUAAUGUUGUUUUAUGUAUGUAUCUGUUUUAAAUGUAUGUAAUUGAUACUAUGUUAUAGAUCUCAUUCUGUUACUUGAUCAUGUUUCUGUAAAUACUUUAAUUGUGUUUUUUUAACUGACCUCACACCCUUGGCUACUGGUUCUGGGCCAAAAUGGGACAGACAGAAUUUCUUACCCCAAAUUUUUUGAACUGAAAUUGAGAAAGAAAAUCCCUCUCCAGUGUGGAAGCCAUAAAAUGUAAAACAGAAGCUAUCAGCAGCCACAUGUCCUGCCAUAUGGAGCCAGCUGGUCUGCAAUGAAAAAGAUACCGACAUGCAAAGAGCUGCAGAGAACCAUGUGUGCUCAAUACUGCAUCUCCUUUGAUGAUGUUGAAAAAGCUCAUAUCAACAUUCAAGAUUAUAUCCACCUCACACCAGUGCUAACAAGCUCAAUUUUGAAUCAAGUAGCAGGGAGAAAUCUUUUCUUCAAAUGUGAACUCUUCCAGAAAACUGGAUCAUUUAAGAUUCGUGGUGCCCUUAAUGCUAUCAGAGUCUUAAUUUCAUCCACUUUAGAGGGGAAGCCCAAGGCUGUUGUUACUCACAGCAGUGGAAACCAUGGUCAGGCCCUCACCUAUGCUGCCAAUCUGGAAGGUAUUCCUGCUUAUAUUGUGGUUCCCCAAACAGCUCCUAACUGUAAAAAACUGGCAAUACAAGCCUAUGGAGCCUCUAUAGUAUAUAGUGAACAGAGUGAUGAGUCCAGAGAAAAGGUUACAAAAAGACUCCUGGAAGAAACAGAAGGUAUCAUGGUGCACCCUAACCAGGAGCCUGCAGUGAUAGCUGGGCAAGGGACAAUUGCCCUGGAAGUACUGAAUCAGGUUCCCUUGGUGGACGCACUGGUAGUACCUGUAGGGGGAGGAGGAAUGGCUGCUGGAAUUGCAAUUACAAUUAAGGCUCUGAAACCUAACGUGAAGGUAUAUGCUGCUGAACCCUUGAAUGCAGAUGACUGCUAUCAAUCCAAACUGAAAGGGGAACUGACCCCCAAUCUUCACCCUCCAGAAACCAUAGCAGAUGGUGUCAAAUCCAGCAUUGGCUUAAACACCUGGCCUAUCAUAAGGGACCUUGUGGAUGAUGUCUUCACUGUCACGGAGGAAGAAAUUAAGUUUGCAACCCAGCUGGUAUGGGAGAGAAUGAAACUCCUCAUUGAACCUACUGCUGGUGUUGGAGUAGCUGCUGUGCUUUCUCAGAAUUUUCAAACAGUGUCUCCAGAAGUAAAGAAUGUUUGUAUUGUGCUCAGUGGUGGAAAUGUAGACUUAUCCUCCCUAACUUGGGUGAAGGAGGCUGAAAGGCCAGCUCCCUAUCAGUUUGUUUCUGUUUAAUUUAUGCAAAAGGAAGAGAGAGGACUGUCUCCAGAUAUGUGAAGUUUCCUAGGUUUUCUUCGUAAUUUUCAGAACCCUAAUGGAAAAUAGAAAUUUCAGA
Messenger RNA from Perognathus longimembris pacificus (Pacific pocket mouse), 1959 nucleotides. RefSeq names its product serine racemase (gene Srr). Gene Ontology annotation, molecular function: magnesium ion binding; pyridoxal phosphate binding; serine racemase activity. Gene Ontology annotation, cellular component: cytoplasm. Bases 801 to 1859 code for a protein of 352 amino acids. The transcript has 8 exons. The record is from RefSeq and is a predicted model, not a curated record. Gene Ontology annotation, biological process: L-serine metabolic process; D-serine biosynthetic process; pyruvate biosynthetic process. Lineage: Eukaryota; Metazoa; Chordata; Mammalia; Rodentia; Heteromyidae.